GCCUUCGAGGAGUAUAGGCGUUACACUAAGAUCAUACAACGCCUACACUGGAAAGGACGCUUCCUGCAAGCGGGAUACGAUCAGGCCAUAACCCGCAUCGGCCGCCAUCCGGAUGAGAUCGCCCACGAUGAGAUGCAGUUCAAAUUAGACUUUUUUGAGUGUUACAUGCUCAUUGAACGCGCCCUCGUCCACCUACUAGGUGUGUGGGGCAUCCAGGUCCACCGCGAACUUCUGAACAGUGUCCACAACCGGUUCAGGAGCAAGAACGGUGGUGGACCCGAGCGGUAUCAACUCACACACCGAUACCAUGCCAAUGUUCUCGGUGCUCUUGGAAACCCCCAAAACCCACUCUUCCCAAUCUUUGGUACGGGGGAAAUCAAGAGACAACUCGCCCGAGCUAAGGAGCUGCGCAACCGGUGGAAGAACGGCUUAGACGACUCUGGUUACGCGCCUGCACCCUUGGCGACCUACGAGCUAGACAUUAUUCUCUCCACAAUCAAGACCGGCCUUGACCAGGGCUAUGCUAUGGCACAGGAAUAUUUGGGUAUAGCCCCACCUUCGACGAGCGGGUUGUCCAACCCGGUGCAUUGGAGUCAAGAAGAGGAAGACUGGAAUUUUAUGGUGGAUGCGAUGGAUUGGGAAGCUGUUUGA
Messenger RNA from Pseudomassariella vexata, 651 nucleotides. RefSeq lists its product as uncharacterized. Lineage: Eukaryota; Fungi; Ascomycota; Sordariomycetes; Amphisphaeriales; Pseudomassariaceae. The annotation marks the transcript as partial. The transcript has a single exon. The record is from RefSeq and is a predicted model, not a curated record.